Messenger RNA from Mangifera indica (mango), 1641 nucleotides. Its product is annotated as zinc finger BED domain-containing protein RICESLEEPER 3-like. The record is from RefSeq and is a predicted model, not a curated record. Lineage: Eukaryota; Viridiplantae; Streptophyta; Magnoliopsida; Sapindales; Anacardiaceae. The transcript is spliced from 5 exons. Gene Ontology annotation, molecular function: protein dimerization activity; DNA binding. The coding region runs from base 194 to 571 and encodes 125 amino acids.
UCUCAUUCUUACAAAAUUAUAUAUGUGUGUGGUGCGUGUAAUUUAUUAUGUGCAUAGGUGGGAAAGAUGAAAAUCAGUGAGGGAAUCAAGUGUUUGCAAGAUUUAAGCUUCAUAUUUGUAUGGAACUAGGCAAGGGUCACUUUGUUUCUAAGCUUCAUAUUGAGUUAACUAAGGUUUAUUUGUAGGGAAGGAGAUGGCUCUAAUAACCAUUCAGAUUGAUCCUCAAGAUUAUUUUCAAGAGGGAAAGAAGAAAAUCACUGAGGGAUUCAAGUGUUUGCAUGAUUUAGUUCAAUGGUGUAAGCACAACUCAAGCCCUGAAAAUAGUGGAAUCCUCCAUGAAACCAUGACCUACCUUCAAUUUCUUCCACGACGAAUACAAGAAAUUGAAUCCGCAGCACAUCAAGGAGGAGCAACACCUGCAUCUUUCAAUGUCCAUGGAACAGAUCUACAAUGUGGGCAGGUGAUCGAAUCUUUAGCACGGCAGGGAGAUGCAUUUGAAUCUAAUCCCCACGUCAAUGAACAGGAGCAAUCCAUCAGAAGAUAUGGUACCUCAGCUUACCAAUUGGCUUAAUGAAAGAGCUUCACUUCCUUUCAUCGGGAAUUAUAAGACAUAUAAUGAUUUAUUAUUUGAUUUUGAAUCGAAAGUAGAAAAUGUGAUGUGGACAAGUGGUGCUUUGUCCGAAGUGUGGGAACUCAAAAAGUACUACAUGACAUCAUCAAACAAAUAUAAGUUUGACUUAGCGGUAAAACAAGUUGAGUCCAUGGGUAAAAAAGUGACUUCCAAAUAUAAUGAUGAUUGUUUUCUAUAUGAUUUCAAAUUGCUUGAUUGGGCAAUGGGAUAUAAAGAAGUAUUUUGUGAACUGGAGCGCAUAGAUCCUGAUUUCAGGUCUUCCAAUUUUGAUUGGGAUGACGCUACUUCACUGCACAGUUUUUGGGUAGUGGUUGAAGAUAUAAAAAAUGAUCUUCAGAAACUGGGAGAUUCUAAGUUGGCAAACAAGUGUUUCCCUAUGGUUUAUGACAUUUUUUCAAAAAUGCUACAGUUCAAAAAUACUGAAAAUCAGUACUUUCGCCUUGCUGCAUUACGUUGCAGAAAAAUUUUUGAUGAAUGUUGCAACAACUUUAAGUUGGUAAUUAUAAUCACAGUGAUUCUGGAUCCAAGAUUUAAACUAGAUAUUGUAGAGCGUUUCUACAAUGAAGUUUAUGAUAAUGAGGGAGACUUACACUUCAAGAAAAUGAUGGAUGAUGUUACAAAUAUUUACAAUGAAUAUGCGAGGGAUCUCAACAAUUCUUCCAUGGUGAGAGCAAAUGCAAACGAGACUGCUUCAUCAAAAUCAGAUUUUGACCGCUAUUUGACAGAUUUCAAGGUUCCUCCACAAGAAGGCUUUGACAUACUGGAAUGGUGGCGUGUGAAUUCUCCAAUUUAUCCAACAGUAGCUGCGAUGGCUCGAGAUUUCUUAUCCAUUCCUAUUUUUAAUUCUCCUGAUAUGUGGUCUGAGGCUGAGGAUGGCUUUGCUGAUAUUUAUAAUGGUAAUUUGGAUGAUGACUUAAAAGAUGCUAUGAUAUGUACAAAAGUUUGGUUGAAUGACCGUGAUUGUAUGUAAUGAACUUGUUGAAAUAAAAAUCUAUGUUUUAUUUUUCCCA